Messenger RNA from Pimephales promelas (fathead minnow), 2677 nucleotides. Lineage: Eukaryota; Metazoa; Chordata; Actinopteri; Cypriniformes; Leuciscidae. The record is from RefSeq and is a predicted model, not a curated record.
UGGCCCCCCGACUUAGCCUGGGUUCUCCCAAGGUUUGUUUCUCCAUUCAAUCACCUGAUGGAGAGCUAUCCAGAGAGCUACAAACCUUAACUGUAGGAGUUCCACUUUCAGUCAUUACAAGGGAACCAAUACUGCACGGUCACUGCUGACCCCUAGUGGUCUUGAACACAUGUUCAGUUAAGUGUUGUUAUUUUAUAUCCAAGUAAAGUUGGGAUGUCAUCAUGGAUCUGUAUACAGUGGGUUGAGGAGAACAGACACUGAGGACACUGAUAUGCUCUAUUCAAGGGCAUAAUUAAUGACAUUAGAAACAUCUCAUACUGAAGUGCUGACUGAGAUCGUUCAACAGUGUAUAGGAUUCAGAUGAUAGGAUUAGAAGAGCAUUGCUGCUGGGUACCAGCUCAUGUAGGAGAAAAGGGAAUGAGAUCGCACAAUUAAGCAACAAAUAAAGCUGAUAUAGACAUUAAGGUAAAACAUAGUGAGACUGAGAUGAAAUGUUUAAUUAAACAACAUGUGAGGAAUAGAUGGCGGGGGAGGAAGAAAGAACAGGAAGAGGGUUUCAUAAGAUUCAAAGAGUCGUAAAUAAAGGCAGAAUAACAGGGAGAAAUAGAGAUGAUAAUGUCAAGACUUAGAUUUGGGCAUACUGAACUUAGUAGCCUACGUUGAAGACAAUAGGGAGACAUGAGACAGGAAAGUGUGAAUAUUGUAAUCAAAAGGAUUCUGUAGAGCAUGUUAUAUUAAUAUGUCCUACAUAUAGUAAUGAAAGAAAUAUAUGAAGAUAGUCACAUUUAAGAAAUUUCUUCACACUCCUAAGCAGCAGGUGGCGAUAAUGCGAUAAAGGUUGAAUGCAGACCGCCAUGAACAAGCAAAAAAAGAGGAAAAAAAAUCUUCAGGAAACAAGUGGGAGUUCAUGGAGUUAAAACCGGUCUAUGGUUAAAACCUAAAUGCGUAUGUCCGUGUGUUUAUUAAAUUAAAGCAGAGAUGUAGCACUGCCUCGUUGUGAAUGUACACUGGACUGUUUAACUUUAAACUGAAUUCUGCUGCUGGCGGCAGGACUUGGCCAAUUUGGGCAUUUAGAUGUUGACAAGGACGGAACGAUGGAAACGUAAAAGUCCGAAUCAAACAUGUAUUGUCACCUUUGGCCACGGGUUUCUCCAAGAUUUCUGCUCUGCUUUCUGUUUUUCUUCUUUUGUGGGACUUCUUCACUUCAAACAGAGAGACACUCGCUGUAUUACAUUUACACUGGUUUGUCCAAACCUGUGGAUCUGCCGGGCAUCUAUGAAUUCACUGCUAUGGGUCUGCUAGACAACACACAGAUCGACUAUUACAAUAGUAAAGACAAGAGAAAGAUUCCCACACAGCACUGGAUGAAGGAGAAACUGCAGAAAGAUUACUGGGGGAAAGGCACUCUGUCGAGAGAGAGCAAAGAACAGUGGUUUAACUUCAAUAUCAAGAUUCUGAUGGAGCGCAUGAGGCACUAUCAAUCAGAUCUUCAUGUUCUUCAGUGGAGAACUGGUUGUGAAGUUGAGCAGCAGGGAAGUGACGUGAGGUUUCUCAAAGGUGUUUUUGAGUACAGCUAUGAUGGAGAAAACUUCCUGUCUUUUGAUGAUAGAGAGUCUCAAUGGGUCGCUUCAGUUUACGCAGCUCUACCAACCAAGAGAAAAUGGGACAGUGUGCCGAUCCUAAACCAAUACACCAAAGUCUACCUGGAGAAAGAGUGUGUGGACUGGCUCAACAAAUUUAGAGAAUAUGGAGACGAGGCGCUCAGAAACGGCUAUCCUCCAGAUGUUCAUAUAUUUGCAAGGAGGUCUACCAGUGACAAAACCAAGCUGAAACUGACCUGUCUGGCCACCGGCUUCUACCCCAAAGACUUGAGGAUGACCUUUAGGAAAUAUCGCACAUCUCUGCCUGAAGAUCAGAUUGAAUCCUCAGGAGUCAGACCAAACCAUGAUGGAUCCUAUCAGCUGAGGAAGAGUGUGGAGAUCAAGGAGGAUGAAAAAGCAGAAUAUGAUUGUUUUGUGACCCAGAGAACCCUCAAAGAACCAAUCAUCGUCAAAUGGGCUGGAGCAUGCAAGGAUUGCCAAGGAGUGGCUUUCAUUGAGUAUGAUUGGAUUGCAGUUGUGAUUGGGCUGGCAGGUGUUGCUUUUGUGCUUUACAUCUUAAUGAUGAAAAUGAUCACUGUGGGCAAUUUAAAGAAAACAACAAAGAAGAAGAGACCCAGUGACAGUUCAAUAAAACAUCUGGAGGAGAAAUACUACAUGUAAACCGAGGAGAAAUCAACACUCCAGACCUAAAAUCAACAUUCCAGAACCAUAAAGAUCCCAGCUUCAGCUAGUCUACGCUAGCCAACAAAACCCCCCAGAAAGAACUUUAUAGCCCUGCAGGCUCCUAAGAGAUGAGCCCAACUGGAAAACAUUGUCAAAGUUCGAUUGAUUUGGUCAGUGAUGGCACGGUUCGGGACCUCCCAAGAUAACAGCAGAGAGUGUUUGAUCCCAAGACAAAGGAUUUAAAACAGACCACAUCCUUCUUGAGGACCUCUGAACGACCCCAGGGCUGAAACCUCUUAAAACUAAAGAGACUGAUUAAAACUAAAUUUUCUUCUACAAUGAUAAUUGUUAUCAAGCUUGUAUAUUUAAGUUCAGUAAUUUCACUUUAAUUGCAAUGAAGAUUACCUAUUAAU